ACUGGGAUGAGUGUGUGGACAGCUCAGAGCACGACUGCUCCCCAGCCGCCCGCUGCAUCAACCUCGAGGGCUCCUACACCUGCCAGUGCCGCACAGCCAGGGACGCCAACCCCUCCCGGGCAGGCCGGGCCUGUCAGGGCAACAUGGUGAGUCCCACAGGAGAUGUGCUGUCUGCGGUGACAGGGGCGACAGUCCCAGCUCUCAGAACAGAGACCCCCACCUUGUCACCCAGCCCCGGGCAUCCAUGGAGCUCUCCAGCAGCAGGCCAGGCCUGGUCCCCAGGGCCUCCGCCCAGGAGAGGGGGCAGUGUCAUGGUUGGGCACGACAGGAACAGCACAGGGCAAGGUGUGGAGGAGGAGGCACCCAGCACCAUCUCAGGCCUAGGGACUGGCUGGGGGACCACCAGCGGGGUGGCCAGCACCACCUUCUCCCCCAGGGCUCCCAGGCCAACCCAUGGCUCCCCUCCAGGGGUCACAGACAGCCUGCUGGCCCUCCCUGGACAGUCACCGAGAAACUCCACCACAGAGACACUCUCUCAGCCUGUCCCUGCUGAGGGCCCCAUGGGCCACAUUGUGUGGCACGCCAGCCUCCCCACGCAGGAAAUGUCUCUGAACCCCAUGCGGCUGUGGAAUGAGGACCCUGGGCCCUCCCACUCCCCGGACCUGCCAAUGACCCCCACCUCCACAUCUCUGAUGACCCCCGCCUGUG
This is a messenger RNA of Galeopterus variegatus (Sunda flying lemur), 708 nucleotides long. RefSeq names its product uromodulin-like 1. The record is from RefSeq and is a predicted model, not a curated record. The transcript has 2 exons. Lineage: Eukaryota; Metazoa; Chordata; Mammalia; Dermoptera; Cynocephalidae. Gene Ontology annotation, molecular function: calcium ion binding. The annotation marks the transcript as partial.